Molecule: messenger RNA, 970 nt
Organism: Aspergillus welwitschiae
Lineage: Eukaryota; Fungi; Ascomycota; Eurotiomycetes; Eurotiales; Aspergillaceae
Product: zinc finger CCCH domain-containing RNA-binding protein
Exons: 2
Coding region: 159-788 (209 amino acids)
Biological process (GO): mRNA splicing, via spliceosome
Cellular component (GO): spliceosomal complex; U2AF complex
Molecular function (GO): pre-mRNA 3'-splice site binding; metal ion binding
Source: RefSeq, a predicted model, not a curated record
GGGAAACCACGUCGCGCUAACGUAUUUGCUCUGCGCUGUUGCAGCCUUCGCGUACUAUUCAUCUCCUCUAGAUCCUCGACCUUUCCACCUAUAUCCCUUUCUUAUUACCGUCCAGCAGUCCAUCUUCGCGAAACGAGCUUGGCGCAACACGAUCCACCAUGGCCAACUAUCUCGCCUCCAUCUUCGGUACAGAGCAGGACAAGGUCAACUGCUCCUUCUAUUACAAAAUCGGAGCUUGCAGACAUGGCGACCGCUGCUCCCGAAAGCACGUUAAGCCGUCAUACUCUCAGACGAUCCUGAUGCCGAACAUGUACCAGAAUCCCGCGUACGACCCGAAGAGCAAGAUGAACCCCAGUCAGCUACAGAACCACUUUGAUGCUUUCUACGAGGAUGUGUGGUGCGAGAUGUGCAAGUACGGCGAGUUGGAGGAGUUGGUUGUCUGCGAUAACAACAAUGACCACCUCAUCGGAAAUGUCUACGCGCGCUUCAAAUACGAAGAAGAUGCCCAGGCCGCCUGCGACGCUUUGAAUUCACGGUGGUACGCGGCACGACCUAUAUAUUGCGAAUUAUCACCGGUUACAGAUUUCCGAGAAGCUUGUUGUCGGUUAAAUAGCGGCGAGGGGUGUGUACGUGGUGGAUUCUGCAACUUCAUUCAUCGGAAGGACCCCAGCAAUGAAUUGGAUAGGGAUCUUCGUCUCAGUACGAAGAAGUGGCUGAAGGAGCGUGGCAGGGAUGCGAGAAGUGUCAGCCGCAGUCCUAGUCCGGAGCCGACCCGGAGGAGGUACUAGGAGGGCUCUGUGAUUUGGAUUGUCCUUUGUGUUGUUCUAUAUGCGGCGUUGGGGGAGAAUGACCAUCAUCUGUCAGCUGUAUUUCUAUUUUAGUUUCUUUACGCUAUGAUAUCAACUGCAUUUGCGAUAUCCGCAAUAUGGUUCUGGAUUGUGUUAAGGAAUGAAACAAUUCUUAUCUUAUA